AUGUGCAAUCUUAUACUUGCUUUGCUCAUCUUCGUUUUGGGUCUUUCGUCUCUGGAAGUCUUGGCUCAACCUUUUCACACUCUAGUUACGUCCCUCCACAAGGACCCUAACACUUCCCUUCACACCGUCACCCUCACACUGAACCCUUCUGAGCAAUAUCUCGUUGACCUCGACGCCCCUUUCAUCUGGAACCGAUGCGAUUUUCCGCAACCCAUGGUUUCUUUUGAUGAUCCCGAGUGCUCGACCGCUCGCAAUUACAUCUCUCCGCUAUGCCCCGAGGCGAAUAACACAUAUGGCUACUCUUGCUAUAUUACACCUGUGAACCCAAUCACCGGGUCAUGUGCCCCAUCUUAUUUAAGUGGCAAUGUUCUGACAGUAUAUUGGACCGCUGGUAGAUCUCUCUCUACAUACAGGAUACAGUACUUCAAUCGGUACGUAUCGUGUGCUCCAUCGUCUCUCUUGCAAUCUCUUCCAGCACAAGCAAUCGGUGUAGCUUCAUUGUCAUGGUCCACUCUCUCUCUACUAUAUCAAUUCACCCCAUUUUUCCUCGACGUCGCAAAGAAAUUCUCCAUUUGCCUCUCAAGCUCAAGUGAUGACCAAGGGGUCAUUUUCUUCGGUGAUGGUCCAUACUAUAUUGAACCUCCAGCGAACUUUGAUGCUUCAAGUGUACUUUCCUACACUCCACUCAUAAAGAAUCCCACGACACUGGGAUAUUUUAUCAACGUGACAGGGAUAUCCAUAGACCAACAGGCCAUUAGUGUUCCAGCGAACGCAUUUGCGCUCGACUUUAAUGGAGGUGUGAAGCUCAGUACUACAGUGCCCUACACUACCCUAAGGAGGGACAUUUACAGUGUCUUUAUAAGCGAAUUCAAGAAGGCUCUGAAAGGCAUCCCUCGAGGAAAGAGGAUGAGUCCGCUCGACUUUUGCUUCAAGACGAACAUCACGCAAGAGAAGAAGGACGAGAGCAUUCCUCAAAUCGAUCUAGUGCUAGGCGACGGCGGGCACUGGACAAUUCACGAAUCUAAUUUACUGAAACAAGUGAACGACGAUGUGGCAUGUUUGGCAUUCGUUGACGGAGGAGACUCAGCAGAGCAUGCUGUGGUGAUCGGGACAUACCAAAUGGAGAACAUAAUGUUGCAAUUUGAUUUAGUCCAGUCGAGAUUGGGAUUCAGUUCUUCCUUGUCCUCCUUCGGGAGCUCAUGUGGAAACUUCGAUUUCACCGUUCGGCCUUGA
Molecule: messenger RNA, 1233 nt
Organism: Rhodamnia argentea
Lineage: Eukaryota; Viridiplantae; Streptophyta; Magnoliopsida; Myrtales; Myrtaceae
Product: gamma conglutin 1-like
Exons: 1
Coding region: 1-1233 (410 amino acids)
Biological process (GO): proteolysis
Molecular function (GO): aspartic-type endopeptidase activity
Source: RefSeq, a predicted model, not a curated record